AAAAACGGAAGUCGGCCGCACUAACACAGCUUGUUUGUCUACGCCAGACGGCUGCAGAGGCAUUUGGUCGAACACAUGGCGCGCGCCCUAGUCCGCCGGGCUCUCUCCCUCGCCGCCGCGGCCUCCUCCCCGGCGACCCCUUCCUUCUCCACCGCCGUCGUGCCGCUGCGCUCCCCCCUCGACGACCGCCUCCUCCGCCUCCUGCGCUCCGAGAUCUCCUACAUCUCCGACCGCCGCCCUCCCCAUGCGCCGCCGAAGACCUUCAGGUCGUUCGGGGUGGAGGACCGUCCGGGGGAGCAGUGGGUGCGCCUCCGCGCCACCCGCGGCGGCGAGGAGGUCAAGGUCGACGCCACCAUGUGCGACGGCGCCGCCGUCCCGCCCGCCGACGCGCCCCUCUUCCGCCGCGUCGAGUCGCUCGAGCACGGCCCGCGCCUCCACCUCAGCCUCAUCGUCGAGGUCUCCCGCGCGGACCGCGUCCUCGGCUUCAUCUGCUCCGCCUGGCCCGACGAGCUCGUCGUCCGCCACGUCCUCACUCUCCGAGACGCCGACGGUUCCAGCACCGGGAACGGAGGCCGCGACUUUGCGAAGCUGGAGGCAAAGGAGAGGGAGUCGGUGAGGAAAUUCUUGCAGGAGAGGGAGGUGGAUGACGAACUCGCGGAGUUCUUGCACGAAUACAUGGCAAACAAGGAAAAGAUGGAGCUUCUCCGGUGGUUGCAUAUUGUUGAAUCAUUCGUCGAGAAGUAGGCACAGGAGAAGCAGGUUAAAAAAUCAGGAGUUCCUUGUCAUAUCAGCACGACUGUGGACUUAGUUUCGCCCUGGGAGCUGAAAACAAAUAGCCUCCGGGCCUAUUGGAAGUGGAGUUAAAGAGCUGCUCUCCUACACUCCAUCCUAUAACUCUAGUUCUAGUAAAAACUUCAGUUCCAUUUAGGAAAAUACUAAGAACGUUAAUCUGAUUGUAUUGAUGCUGUGGUGCACUACCAUACAGAAUUGGUGUGAUUGAUUGUAUUGCAGUUGCUCACCUAUACGUUUCAAUAAAUAGAUGUGCUAUUCUGCUUGUUUUGAAUUGCUAUGGAUG
Messenger RNA from Oryza brachyantha (malo sina), 1075 nucleotides. RefSeq lists its product as uncharacterized. The record is from RefSeq and is a predicted model, not a curated record. Bases 76 to 744 code for a protein of 222 amino acids. Gene Ontology annotation, cellular component: mitochondrial matrix. NCBI's taxonomy places the organism in Eukaryota, Viridiplantae, Streptophyta, Magnoliopsida, Poales, Poaceae. The transcript has 4 exons.